Molecule: messenger RNA, 2259 nt
Organism: Sinocyclocheilus rhinocerous
Lineage: Eukaryota; Metazoa; Chordata; Actinopteri; Cypriniformes; Cyprinidae
Product: NACHT, LRR and PYD domains-containing protein 3-like
Exons: 7
Coding region: 1-2259 (752 amino acids)
Cellular component (GO): cytoplasm
Source: RefSeq, a predicted model, not a curated record
AUGUCGUUCAACCCGGAAACCAUAGCAAAAUUUGAGCUUGAACGUGCCCCCGGAGAUACUGAAACAGUCACGUGGUUUUCUGCCAAUGCAGCUUCGAAUAUCAAGUCACGUGUUUAUAUCAAAACGAAACUAAAGAUAUUUUGUUAUUGCCAGAGCAGCGGUAUUGUGAAUGGAGACGCAAGCUUUGGUAUCCAACACAUUCGUGGUCAGAGGGACAAAUCUAAAUCUUGCGAUGGCUUAAAUGUCAGCAUUGCAGCUCAGAGUGGAAGCCAUAUUACAGCACCUGUGAUCUCUAAUAAUAACAUCAUUGGCAAUGUUCAGAUCAUACAUAAUGCACCUGGUUGCACAGGGCAUCACCCAAACACCCAAAAUGAGAAAACAAAGACCUCAGAAAGGAGAUCAGUGCUUCUUAAAUAUAAGCAGCUGAUACGCAAUGAGUACCAGUAUGUGACAGAGUAUAACUCUCUGCCUGGUGAGCAUGUGCUGCUGUCUGAUCGCUACACACAACCUCUGAUUAUUCAGAAACACAGAGAUCGGAAAGAGCUAGAAGAAGAGAUCUCCGCCAGAGGAGAGACUUUCCAGCAGGUCCGUGGUUCCAGAAGCUCUCAAGAAUCCAUUGAGUCCAUCAGUCUGGACACUCUGUUCAACCCAGAUAGCCGAGGAAUCAGUCCUGGUGCUGUUAUAUUACAGGGCAACUCCGGGAACGGAAAAUCCUUCACUGUGCAGAAAAUGAUGAUGGACUGGGCAUGUGAUCUCUACAGAACCAAAUUUGAUGUUGUUUUCCAUGUAAAGUGUAAGGAAAUUAGCCACAUUUCUAGCAGAAUGAGUUUGGUGGAGCUCCUGAGCUACAAUAGCUUUUUAACAUCAGAUGAGAUAUCCACCAUACUGCAGCGGUCACCAGAGCGUGUGCUCUUCCUCGUCGAUGGAUUCGAUGAACUUAAAUACACAGAAGACUUUUAUCGCAUGUUGCCACCCACAGAUCAGUAUCAGAAAGCCCCUCCUGAGGUCACUCUCUGCGCCCUGUUAAGGGGACGCAUCCUGCGAGAGUCAUGCCUUCUGGUCACCACCAGAUCUACAGCUAUUGACAUCCUGAAGAACGUUCUGAAGGAACCACACAGUUUUACUGAGAUUGUUGGCUUCUCUGAGAAGGGGGUGGAGGAGUACUUCAAAAAGUUCUUCCAGAAUGACAGACUAUUCAGGAAAGGGUACGAGUAUGUGAGCGCAAAUGAAACUCUCCUCACGACCUGCUCCAUCCCUGUCAUCUGCUGGAUCAUCUGCACAGUUAUUCGAGAGAGGCUUAAUGAUGGUGCAGAUGUUACGAGUGGACUGGAGACGACCACGUCCAUAUAUGUUGACUUUCUGUGCACUCUACUAGAGCAUCACAGCCGGGGUUCAGGUCAAUCCGUUCCCACCCUGGUGAAGAGUCUGGGUCAGCUGGCAGAGAAAGGGAUACUGGCACAGCAAGUCCUGUUUGAUGAGAAGACCGUGUAUGAAAUGGUUUCCGACCCUGCUGGAAGUCCAUUCUUGUGCAAGUUCCUUUUUAAGAAAAGAAUCCACCAGGAGACAAUGUUCAGUUUCAUGCAUCUCAGCUUUCAGGAGUUCUUCACUGCUCUGUACUAUCUCCUAAUGGAUGAAUACGAGUCAAAAAAGAAACUCAUGCAAAUGUUUUCCAUUCAUGAGUCAAAUAUCAAUACAGAGUAUUCAGCACCACGUUUUGCAGCUGUAGUGCACUUUAUUUUUGGUCUGUUGAAUGAGGACGUAAGACGCACACUUUGGAAAAGGCAUGGUUUGUUCGUUCAUUCAAACAUACAAGACCAUCUGAAGGAAUGGAUCUUUGAAGAGAUGUCUCAUUCUCGUUCUGAGAGGAUUCUGUUUUUAUUCCACUGUCUGUACGAGCUCCAUGAAGAAGACGUUGUGAAAGAAGUUACAGAAGCCUGUCCAAGUGUUAUUUUACACAAUGCAUUCAUAAGAAAAGCAGACUGUUGGUCCAUGGUGUACUGCGCUCAGUGCUGCCAAUGUAUUAAAGACCUGUUUAUCUUUUGCUGUAACUUUACAUCCGAAGAGCUGGCUAUCAUUCAACCUGUACUCCACAAAUUUCUCUCAAUAAAGUUUCAUGCACAUGAAUUGUCAGAUUCUGAUUUGGGAGGCAUGAUGAACGUUUUAAUGAGAGAACAGACCCUGAGCUCACAGAGUGUGGAAAUCAUUUAUUGGGUUGUUAAAACCUUUUAUCUGGAAAUCCGUGAAGAACUGUCCAGGUGA